GCAAGAAGAUAUGAUUUUACAGGAUCUGGAUUAGCAUCGUCGCGAAUUUCUCGUCAUACGGACAUCGACUAAAAUGGCACAAAUCGGUCCAAACAUCAAGUUCAACAACGGCAACGAGGCACCGCAGUUCGGGCUGGGAACGUGGAAGUCGAAGCCUGGGGAAGUAACAGAGGCUGUUAAGUACGCAAUCGAGAUUGGCUACCGUCACAUCGACGGCGCCUGGGCAUAUCAAAACGAGAAGGAAGUUGGAGCUGCUUUGAAAGCAAAAAUUGACGAUGGAACUGUCAAGCGAGAGGAGCUCUUCAUCGUCAGCAAGCUCUGGUGCAAUUUCCACAAAAUUACCAGCGUGGAGAAGGUUCUCAAGAAGACCCUGAGCGACCUGGGCCUGGAGUACCUCGAUCUGUACCUCAUCCACUGGCCAUUUGGUUUCGAGGAGUGUGAGGACUUCUGGCCCACGCACGCCGAUGGAACUUUGAGAGUGUCGGACAUCGAUUACUUGGAGACGUGGGAGGGAAUGGAAGGGGUUCUCCAGAAGGGCCUGACGAAGAACAUUGGAGUCAGCAAUUUUAAUUCGGAGCAAAUUGAGAGAUUGCUGAAGAAUUGCAAGGUCAAACCUGUGACCAACCAGGUCGAGGUCCAUCCGUAUUUGACUCAAAAGGACCUCUCGAAAUUCUGUAAUGAUCGUGGGAUUACAAUCACUGCGUACAGUCCUCUGGGCUCCCCGGACAGGCCCUGGGCCAAACCCGAUGAUCCUAAGCUGUUGGACGACGAGAAACUCGUCAAUAUCAGCAAGAAGUACAACAAAACACCUGCCCAAGUUGUCAUUCGUUACCAGAUUGAUCGCGGACACCUCGUCAUUCCCAAGUCCGUCACAAAGGCUCGAAUUCUAGAGAAUUCACAAGUUUUUGAUUUCAAGCUGAGCCCUGAAGACAUUAAGUACAUUGAUUCAUUCGAUGUCGGUGGACGCAUCUGUCCAAUGUCUGAAGCUACUAAAAGUCCUUACUGGCCCUUCAACAUCCCCUUCUAAUCGCAAGAGGAAUUUAACUCUUCGGAAUAAUCAUUUAUCAAUCAACAAUUCCUCUUUUAUUUAGUUACCCCAAAAAAUGUUCAUUAUCACACCGUUCACAAAUAAAUGAGCGUAAUAAAUGCG
Messenger RNA from Diachasmimorpha longicaudata, 1150 nucleotides. RefSeq names its product aldo-keto reductase family 1 member B1-like. Gene Ontology annotation, cellular component: cytosol. Lineage: Eukaryota; Metazoa; Arthropoda; Insecta; Hymenoptera; Braconidae. The transcript is spliced from 6 exons. The record is from RefSeq and is a predicted model, not a curated record. Gene Ontology annotation, molecular function: aldose reductase (NADPH) activity. The coding region runs from base 74 to 1027 and encodes 317 amino acids.